AAAAUCAUAUUUGUUUUUCUGUCUGAACCCCGUGUCGUAGCUGCGUUAGUUUUUCACUGCUGCGCACACCAGUGGACCAAGACCAUGAGGGUGCAGACCAGCUCCUCAAGCUCAGGGCGCAGGGCCGGCUCCAGCCGCUACCGUACACGGGCCCCCACCUCCCAGGUGGACGAGAGCCUGUUUGGGACCCCCAAACCGGUGCCCUCAUCAGCAGGCAUGAAUGGAAACCCAGGCAUCAAGACUCGGGAUCAGUCCCACUCCGCUCCUUUUCGGACGAGCCAGCCAGCAGAGAUGGUCCACAUCAUCACCAAGGACCUCAUCCGAGACCUAAAGGUCCGAAGCAAGGAUCCAUCAGGCUUGUCUGUCAUUCUAUCACCAACCGAGAUCAAGAGAAUCACCUCAGCAUCCCGGGUUCUCACCAAGGAGGAGAGGGAGGCCAUGAUGGAGUCACAGCACAGGCAGUGGGAGACAGCCAUGGAAGCAGCAAAAGAAAAGAAGGAGCAAAUCCAUCAGGCAGACAUGUCGCGCAAGAAGAAUGAGGCACUGACCGAGCUGGAGGUGGAGGCCCGGGACCGCGCCAAGUACCUCCUGGAGCGGGCCAAUGCCAUGAAGAUGGAGCAGGAGGAUGAGAUCAAGAGGCUCAAUGAGAUGAUUCUGGGUGCUCAGUGUCACAUGGUGCGUGACGCCCAGAUCCUGGAGAAGAAACAGGUCCAGGCAGAGCUGGCAGAGGAGGAGAAGCGUCUGGAUGUCAUGAUGGAGUUGGAUCGCCGCAAGGCCAUAGAGGCUCAACAGCAGAUUGACGAACUACGCAAACAACAGAUGAUUGACGGGAAGCAGCAAAUUCUCAACCAGAUCAGUGAGCGUCUGGAGGAGAGGCUGCAGCAAGACGCCCUGAAGGCCCAGGAGAGACAGGAGGUGCUCGAGAACCUGGAGAAAAUGCAGCUUGAGGAGCUGCAGGCCCUGGAGAGGAAGAUGGAGGAGCAGAGGCAUCUGCAGGAGGAGAUCAUGAAAAUCAAUGCUGAGAUGCUGCAAGCAAAGGAGCAGAAGAAAGAGGAGGAGAAACUGGCUGACAUCAGAGCUAUGGAGUACACCCAAAAGAAAAUGGAGCGCGAGGCUGAAUAUGAAGCCGAGCAGAGGCGAAUCAAGAAGGAGAAGGAGAAGGAGGUGGCCAGGCUGAGGGCUCUUCAAGAGAGAGAAAGUGACUACAAGGCAGAGCAGGAUGAGCUCCGUGCACGGAGGAAUCAGGAAGCUGCGGAGAGGGAGUGGAGGAGAAAGGAGAAAGAACAGGCUGAAAAGAAAGCUCAGGAGGAGGCGAUGCUGAAAGCUGCUCGCUUGGAGCAGGUCGUCCGCAAAGAGCAUCUCCUGUCCAUCGAGGCUGGCCGGGAGAGGGCUGAGUUUGAGAGGCUUCUGAAAGAACAGCAGAAAGCCAUUACCAAGCAGCAGGAGGAGGAGGAGAGGCAGCGUGAGAAGGCACUCCACCAUGCAAAUGCUGUGCGGCAGCAGGUGAAGGAGCAGGAGCUGCUGGCCAUAGCCAAGCGCAGGGAGAUCUUCAAGGAGAAAAACCGUCUGGACGAGGAGGCCCGGCAAACACGCAUCCGCCUUGACGAGAUCAAGGAGAAGAAGCUGAGGGAGCUCAGGGCUGUAGGACUCCCUGAAAAAUACUGCAAUGAAGUGGAAAGGAAGCUCCACACCUUGGCACACUGAUUUCAUAGCUUGACUGCUUCAUUCAAAUGGUGUGAUUCAGUUUCACAUUG
Molecule: messenger RNA, 1754 nt
Organism: Myripristis murdjan (pinecone soldierfish)
Lineage: Eukaryota; Metazoa; Chordata; Actinopteri; Holocentriformes; Holocentridae
Gene: cfap45
Product: cilia and flagella associated protein 45
Exons: 12
Coding region: 85-1704 (539 amino acids)
Source: RefSeq, a predicted model, not a curated record